AUUGAAUGGAAUAUUCGAGGUGUAGGAGAAGAGGUUGAGUGCGUAUCUGCGAAGGAUUGAGGACAUGACGCCUGGUUCGAGCGGGGGGGGGGGGGGGGGGGGGGGGGGGGGGGGGGUUCAUGCAUGUCCCAAGAGAAGAGAACGCUCUUGCGGACGCGCUGUCCAAGCUGGCGACCGCUACCAACUUCAAGUCUGAGAGGCACGUCAUCGUUUCAAAGGAACACUCGUUGGAGGAAUCUGUGGUAGGGGCGAUCGAGGUGGAAGACGCUGGAGAAGAAAGCUGGAUGACUCCAAUCAGGGCGUACCUUCUCCAUGGGACAGUCCCCGAGGAUGCAAGGCAAGCGUGGCAGGUGAGGCGCAAGGCGGCUCGCUGCGCCAUCCUUGACGGUCAAAUGUACAAGAGGUCACACUCAGGGACGUACUUGAGGUGCCUCACGAAAGGGGAGGCGGAGAAGGCGAUAGCGGAGGUGCACCAAGGCGCGUGUGGCAUGCACGCACGGGGGAGGAGUCUUGAGAAAGUGCUGUUACGUCAGGGAUACUACUGGCCUUCCAUCAGGAAGGAUGCCAAGAGCCAUGUGGACAGCUGCCACCAGUGCCAGAUUCAUGCCCACGAUGUUCACGUGCCCCAGACGCCUAUGCAGGGCAACGUGGGCGCGUGGUCAUUCUCGCAAUGGGGGAUGGAUUUGCUAGUACCCUUCCCCAAGGAGCCUGGGCAAAUGAAAUACUUGAUCGUGGUAACCAUAUUAACCGGUAGCAUUCGGUUAAUUUGGAUAAUUGGUUUGGUUAAAUAAUUUAGCUUAUUUGGCUUAGGUGGUUUGGUUUGGUUUGGUUUGGUUUCAACACUGCUAACCAAUGAAACCAAUUAAUGAUA
Molecule: messenger RNA, 871 nt
Organism: Linum trigynum
Lineage: Eukaryota; Viridiplantae; Streptophyta; Magnoliopsida; Malpighiales; Linaceae
Source: the annotation of a GenBank genome assembly